Messenger RNA from Osmia lignaria (orchard mason bee), 1380 nucleotides. The record is from RefSeq and is a predicted model, not a curated record. Lineage: Eukaryota; Metazoa; Arthropoda; Insecta; Hymenoptera; Megachilidae.
GAUUCUCUUCAUUUUUUUAUUUUGAUUGUGAAAUGCAGUGAUGGAUUUGAAGCAAACAAUACGUCAUUUAGCACACGAGAUUAUGCAUUUAUGCGUAAUCGAUAAUAGUGAAGGCAUAUUUGUUUUGAAACAAUGGAUUUGUACUAAUAGAUAAGAACCUUAUCAGUAUCGUGAUUUCUUCCUACAUUUGACGUUAUUCUAUUUCUUAACUGAAUGUAUUUUUAAUGUGCAAUAACCACGUAUGAAAUACGCGAGUUGACCAUACACUUAUAUUUUAUAUCAUAAAUUUGAUAUUAUUGGAUUUUUUGCUGCAAUAUGUUUUGAUAUGCAGGGUUAUUCUAUUGACCCCGAAAGUGGUGAAGCGAAGAUAAAAGAAGAUGCUUCCAGUAAAUUUUAUAUCAUCAUGGAAGCUUUGGGAACUUAUCCUAUUUUGAAGUCUUUUCUCGCGGGAUCACUGUCGGGUACUUUUUCAACUAUUUUAUUUCAACCAUUGGACCUUAUCAAAACAAGACUUCAAAGUAGAGUAAAUCUUCACCUGGAUGCUUCAAGAAGUGGUACUUUAGGAACGAUCAUUCAUAUAGUUAAAAAAGAAAAUGUGUUUGGACUCUGGAGGGGUAUAACUCCGUCUAUCACCAGAGUUGUUCCUGGUGUUGGAUUAUAUUUUUCAUCGUUACAUUGGUUAAAACACACUUUGCAACUAGAAGAUCCACUCACACCUAUAGAAGCUACAUUACUAGGUAUUACAGCAAGAUCUAUGUCUGGAGUUUUAUUAAUUCCAAUAACAGUGGUGAAAACGCGUUUUGAAAGCGACAUUUAUAAAUAUAAUAGUGUAGGAGAAGCACUGAAAUUAAUUUAUCAGCAGGAAGGAGUAAGAGGUCUUUCACGCGGAUUAGUACCGACAUUAUUAAGAGACGCCCCUUUCAGUGGUCUUUAUCUUAUGUUUUAUACUCAAUUAAAAAGUAUAGCUAUAGAAGCAGAUUCGCUCUGCGAUAAAUCCUUAGUUCCAGUUCAUUUUAGUUGUGGAAUACUAGCAGGAAUAUUUGCUUCUAUUAUAACACAACCGGCAGAUGUGAUUAAAACGAAAAUACAACUGUAUCCAAAUGAAUUUAAUGGUGUUCGUAAUUCUGUAUUGAGGAUUUAUGAAAAAUACGGUGUAUUAGGGUAUUUUAAAGGCAUUGUUCCAAGAAUGUUGAGAAGGACAUUAGUGACUGCAAUGGCUUGGACUGUAUACGAAGAGGUUACAAAAACUAUUGGACUUAAAUAAAAUUGCUGCCGUCUAAUUAUUUUAACUUUUUGGCAUCUGUUGACAUGAAGUGAGGGAAUUAAAUACGCACGAGAGAAUCAAAGUCAUUCAACCAAUACAAAUAUUUACACUUGAUG